Messenger RNA from Saprolegnia diclina VS20, 1833 nucleotides. RefSeq lists its product as hypothetical. The transcript has 6 exons. Bases 43 to 1812 code for a protein of 589 amino acids. Gene Ontology annotation, cellular component: membrane. Gene Ontology annotation, molecular function: ATP hydrolysis activity; ABC-type transporter activity; ATP binding. Lineage: Eukaryota; Oomycota; Saprolegniomycetes; Saprolegniales; Saprolegniaceae. The record is from RefSeq and is a predicted model, not a curated record.
UGUUCGUUGAUUGAGUCAAGGCAUCACACUAAAUCAGACUGCAUGCUGCUCGAAUCUCCCGUCGCCACGAGCUUCAAAGAAGGCUUGCUCACGCCCACGUGGCAUGAGGCGGCACAGCCGUGCACGCUUGGCUGGAGCCACCUCUCGUACACGGUGACGACGCGCAACAAGCCCAAGUCCAUUCUGGUCGACGUGUCGGGGCGAUGUGGGCCCCGCGAAAUGCUUGCGAUCCUCGGCCCGUCCGGGAGCGGCAAGACGACCCUCUUGGACCUGCUCGCCGACCGCAUCUCGAGCGGCAAGACGACGGGCGCGAUCGAAAUCAACGGCGAGCCGCGCGACCACCGGAGCUUUCGGUCACUCGCCUCGUACGUCGCGCAAGAGGACGCGCUUCUCGGGUCCUUUACGGUCCUCGAGACGCUGCGCUUUGCCGCGCAGCUGAGCCUCCCGUCGUCCGUAUCAGCGUCAACACGCGAGACUCGGGUGCUCGCCGCCAUCGAGGAUAUGGGCCUCUCGUCCUGCGUCGGCACGCGCGUUGGUGACAUCUUUCGCAAAGGGCUCUCGGGCGGCCAGAAGCGGCGUCUUAGCAUCGCGAUCGAGCUCCUCAAGGAGCCGACGAUCCUACUGCUAGACGAGCCGACGUCGGGCCUCGAUGCGGCGUCGACCGUCAGCGUCGUCGAACACCUUCGCCACAUCAGUACCGACCGAGGUUGCACUGUGCUCUGCACAAUCCACCAGCCGAGCUCCGACGUGUACGACUUGUUUACGUCUGUGCUGGUCCUUGCCGCCGGCCGCACCAUGUAUUUCGGCCCACCCCUCGGCGCGCUCAGCCACUUUGCAGCCGCGGGGUACCCCUGUCCGCCCAUGACCAACCCCGCCGAGUUUUACCUCGAGCUGGUCAACGACGACUUCGAUGGCCACGCUGACGUACUGGCGCUCGCCAGUGCAUAUGACCCGCGCCCCGUGCUGGACAUGCUGGAGAUGGACCGCGCCAGCUUGCUUGGUAUCACGGCAAGUGACGACGGCGCGUCCGCCUUUGCGCAAGGCCUCGCCCUGCUGCAUCGCACGAGCAUCAACAACGUGCGGGACCCCGGCGUGUACUGGGUGCGUCUGGCGAUGUACACGGCUCUGUCGCUCACGACGGGCACGCUCUUCAUCUCGACGAACGCGAACCUCAACGAAGGGAAUCGCGUCGCGCUCCUGAUUUACGUGCAAGCGUUCCUCGUCUUUAUGAGCAUCGCCGUUUUGCCCGUGUUCAUCCAGCAGCGCGCGGUGUUUGCGCGGGAGCGCGCCAACCACAACGUAGCCGUCGCGAGUGCCGUCGGUGCCAACUUUGUCGCGGCGCUGCCCGGCAUCUUCCUUAUCACCCUCCUCUCCGCGUCGAUUGUGGUGCUGCUCGCGGACUUGCACAACUUUGGCUACUUUGUGCUCAACCUCUUCCUCACGCUCGUCGUCGCCGAGUCCUUCAUGCACGUGAUUGGCGCCAUGGUGCCCCAGUACAUUGUCGGCAUCGCCCUCGCGUCUGGGAUUUACGGGAUGUUCAUGCUCUGCGAGGGCUUUAUGGUGCCGCGGCCUGCGAUGCCGUCGUACUGGCUCUGGGGCCACUACAUGGCGUUCCACUCGUACUCGUUCGAGGCCUUCUUGUACAAGCAACUCACACCGACCAACUCGAGCGAAAGCCGCUUCCUCUUUGCGCGCUACGGGCUCGAGGACGUCGACUGCGACCGCAACAUGCUCGUCCUCGCCUCGUACGCGCUCGCGCUCCAAGGCAUCUACCUCGGUAUUCUGCACCGCUUCCACACGGGUCGCCGGUAAUUAUGCACAACUUGUCCAUGA